AUGAAGGCUUUAAUUUUAGUUGGAGGUUUUGGAACUAGACUUCGUCCAUUGACAUUGUCUGUACCAAAGCCAAUUGUCGAGUUUGCCAACAAGGCUAUGAUUUUACAUCAAAUCGAAGCAUUGUGCAAGAUUGGAGUAAAUGAAGUUGUCCUUGCUGUAAACUAUCGUCCACAAUUAAUGUCUGCCUACUUGGAACCAUACGCUGAAAAGUUGGGUAUUAAAAUUUCAUAUUCACAUGAAACUACACCAUUGGGUACAGCAGGACCAUUGGCAUUGGCAAGAGAUUUGUUAAACGACGGACAACCAUUCUUUGUAUUAAAUAGUGAUAUUAUUUGUGAUUUCCCAUUUGGCGAUUUACUUCAAUACCACAAAGCACACGGUAAAGAGGGAACCAUCAUGGUUACAAAGGUUGAGGAACCUUCCAAAUAUGGUGUAGUAGUAUAUAAAGAGGAAAAUGGUCAAAUUUUAAAGUUUGUCGAAAAACCACAACAAUAUGUUGGUAACAAGAUCAAUGCUGGUAUUUAUAUUUUUAAUCCUUCAAUAUUAGAUAGAAUUCAACCAAAACCAACAUCAAUUGAAAAAGAGAUUUUCCCAGCCAUGGCAAGUGAAGAUCAAUUAUAUUGUAUGCAAUUGGAAGGUUUUUGGAUGGAUGUCGGUCAACCAAAAGACUUUUUAAUGGGUAUGGGAUUAUACCUCAAUUCACUAAAGAACAAGGAACCAGAGAAAUUGGCAAGUGGUCCAGAUAUUAUCGGUCCAGUCAUGAUUGAUCCAUCUGCCAUUAUCAAGCCAGGUUGUUUGAUUGGACCAAACGUCACAAUUGCCCCCAACUGCGUCAUUGAAGAGGGUGCUCGUCUCGUCAACACUACCGUGCUCCAAGGUGCCACUAUUGGCAAAAACUCUUGGAUCAAGUCAUCCAUCAUUGGUUGGGAAUCAACUAUUGGUAAAUGGGUGCGUAUGGAAAAUACUUCAGUCCUCGGAAAGGACGUACACAUUGCCGACGAACUUUACAUCAACGGUGGUAAAAUUCUUCCUCACAAAUCCAUUUCAUCUUCAAUUCCAGAACCAGAAAUUAUUAUGUAA
Cavenderia fasciculata is the source of this 1080-nucleotide messenger RNA. It is a transcript of the gene mpgA, whose product is annotated as mannose-1-phosphate guanylyltransferase. Gene Ontology annotation, cellular component: cytoplasm. The record is from RefSeq and is a predicted model, not a curated record. Gene Ontology annotation, biological process: cell wall mannoprotein biosynthetic process; GDP-mannose biosynthetic process. The transcript has 3 exons. Gene Ontology annotation, molecular function: GTP binding; mannose-1-phosphate guanylyltransferase (GTP) activity. NCBI's taxonomy places the organism in Eukaryota, Evosea, Eumycetozoa, Acytosteliales, Cavenderiaceae. Bases 1 to 1080 code for a protein of 359 amino acids.